AUGCCGCCAGCUCCAGAAUCGCUGCUUCGGACAGCUCGCCGAUAUCUCGUCGGUGUGGGUCUGCUUCUUGGGGUGGUCCUCCUCUGGACAGUCUCGAACUUCAUCACGAACAGCUUGGAGACUGGCGAGAAGGCUUGGAAUAAGCCCUUCUUAAUAACCUAUAUUGAUACGGCGGGCUUUACGGUCUACCUGAUCCCGACGUUGCUACGCUACUGGAGAGGAGAGCUCCAUUCUGACAAGCGCUCGGAAGCAUAUCAGCCCUUAUCGCAAUCGGAAGACCCCUCCAACCCGUCAAAUCGGUCCGCCCGAUCCCGCUCGCCCUCCGCAUCGCCGUACCGUCCUCCUCGCUCGAUCGACCUCGACUCCGCACCCCUGACGGAGUCUCAGCUUCCGGGAGAGCUUCCGAAGCUGACUAUCCGCGAGACCGCCCAGGUCGCUGCAUGGUGGGCGGCAGUAUGGUUCGCGGCGAACUGGGCUGUAAAUGCCAGUCUGGCCUGGACUAGCGUGGCGAGUGUGACUAUUCUCAGCAGUACUAGUGGAUUCUUUACUUUAGCCUUGGGCCGUAUGGUCGGCGUCGAGUCUCUUACCCGGACCAAAUUCCUGGCCGUGCUAGCUAGCUUUGUCGGAGUGGUCAUGGUCACUCGCUCAGACUCUACCCUUUCCUCCUCAUCCUCAUCCACCCUCUCCGACCUCCCCGCGCACCCUGUCCUCGGUGACCUUGCGGCGAUUCUCUCGGCAUGCUUCUACGCCAAAUAUGUGAUCCUCCUCAAGAAGCAAGUCGGCGACGAAGAUCGAGCGGAUAUGCAGCUCAUGCUUGGUUUUGCCGGCCUCUUCAGCACGACGCUCCUUCUCCCCCUCAUCCCCAUCCUACACUAUCUCAACUGGGAGCCAUUCGAGCUGCCCCCAACAAGGACAGCCUGGAUCAUCUGCGGCAUCAAUAUGGCCAUCACGCUUUCAAGCGAUUACAUGUACAUGCUCGCCAUGCUCAAAACAACGCCUAUGCUUGCGACCGUCGGACUAUCCCUCACAAUCCCUCUCGCCCUUGUCGGGUCACUCUUCAUCCCCUCGUCGAGCCCGGAUGCGAUCACACCACUCUCGCUAGGCGGGGCCGUAUUGGUUGUAUCAGCCUUUGGGAUGCUGGGUUUACAAGGCUGGAGGGAGAGUAUGGGGAGCGACCAAGCCUCCCCAGUGGAUCAGACGGAACAUAGCGGAGAUGGGCAAGUCGCAGUAUGA
Dioszegia hungarica is the source of this 1233-nucleotide messenger RNA. RefSeq lists its product as uncharacterized. NCBI's taxonomy places the organism in Eukaryota, Fungi, Basidiomycota, Tremellomycetes, Tremellales, Bulleribasidiaceae. The coding region runs from base 1 to 1233 and encodes 410 amino acids. The record is from RefSeq and is a predicted model, not a curated record. The transcript is spliced from 7 exons. Gene Ontology annotation, molecular function: transmembrane transporter activity. Gene Ontology annotation, biological process: regulation of peptide transport; transmembrane transport. Gene Ontology annotation, cellular component: membrane.